ACCGCGUCUCUUUCAAGAUUGGAAGGUGACAAUCCGAUCCGCAUGCGCCGGCUUUCAUUCCUAGAGCUCAAGUUCGCAUCAAGGAAUUUUUCUGCGAUACCACGAAGUUGCAAGCUUUUGCUUGCUUUUACGACCCUCCCAAUUCUGCUGUCGCGCAUUUGGCAGCAAGCUCAUAGCCUGUAUCUUAUUCCAUCUGCACUGUUGGACGCUUAGCCUUCAGCGUACUCACCAGAAGCCGUCAGGUUCUAGGAAAGCCAUCACGAUGAGUAAUCGACAAGAUCGUCCAGCCCGCCAAAUCAGAGGCCCCCAGUCGGCUCUAACGGAUUUCUUGGCUUCGCAAAACAUCUCGGCGAAUCGUAUUCGUGCAGAUGCGGAAGCCCGACGCAAUGCCGCCGCUGCAGCUAAUAACCAGGGCGGCUCUAAUGGCACUGCAAACACUGCCAAUGGCGCAACCGCAACUGGUGAUGUAGACGACGAUAACGAGGAAGAGGCUGCUGAGGUACAAGUUCCGUCAGCAGCCCGCAGCCGAGCCGAGGCCCAAAAGCGCAAGAGGCAGGCUGAAGCUAUUGACAAGAUCCAAAAAUCGAAGGCCUUCAAGCGGAGAAAGCGCAACAACGAGGAUUCAGAUUCGGAUGAUCUGGCUCGUGCCAUUUUCCAAGAGAAGUCAGCACCUCUCCCAGGCCAGAUGGAGAACUGCGAGAUCUGUGACAAGCGCUUCACCGUCACCCCUUAUUCGCGUGCCGGCCCCAAUGGUGGCUUACUCUGCAGCAAAUGCAGCAAGGACUUUGCCAAGGAUGAUGAGGGCGUGAACAAGUUGAAGAAGAAGAAGUCGGGACCCGCAGGUGCCAGCAGAAGAAAGUUGCAGAGCCGAAUCUUGGACGGCAUGUACGCAGUUGGCGCGAAGAGCCUGAUGACCCUCUGCAUCGAGACGUUGGCGAAGAACAUCGAGCUUGCAAGCGACCUUGGCGAUCUACCCCCUUUUCUGGUCGAUCGCAUUGCGCGAAUACUGUCUAAGCGCCGACUGCUCACUUCGCAAUGCCUCGACUUGUUCUUGCAACCCAACACCGAGGACGUCACGGUGUAUGAUGGAUCAUACCUGACCGCGAAUGACUACAUCCGAAUCUUCCAAACGGCGUCGCGCCUCAAGAACCUGAAACUUCGCAAUGCUGUGCAGUUCAAGGAUGAGGUGAUGAUGUAUCUCAUCAGCAGAAACCUCGUCCUGCAUAGUAUACACUUACAUGGUGCCAACCUUUUGUCUGAAGACUCCUGGAACGCCUAUCUUGAGGCAAAGGGCAAGACUCUCCAGAGCUUGCAGGUAUACUACACAGACAAGCACUUUGGGAAUGGCGUCGUCGCUACUCUGAAAGAUCGAUGUCCAAAACUGAAGCGGCUAAAGAUCGCCCACAAUCAGAAGGUCACAAACGAUGGCGUUGAGCACAUCGCAAAGCUCGAAGGUCUCGAGCACCUAAGUCUGAAGCUGUUGCAACCAAAAGCCACGGAGCCAUACAUCAAGGUUGUGCAGGGCAUUGGUCAAGGCCUCUGCACCUUGUCUCUGAAGGAUGUGCCUGACCUAGAUGAUCGGGUUCUUGACGCCAUCCAUGAACACUGCCGUUCACUCUCGAAACUUCGCAUCACCGACAGCGAAGUAAUGACUGAUGCGGGCUUUGCAAGACUCUUCAAGGACUGGGCCAACAAGCCACUGCUUUUCGUUGAUUUUCAAAAGUGUCGGCAUGUCGAUUCUACAAAGCCACGGGAGAACCCACACAUGGUUGGUCUCUGUUCCGACGGCUUCCGCGCUCUCAUGAAGCAUUCCGGCAAACGCCUCAGAUAUCUCAAUAUCCAUGCUUGCCGACACAUUUCUCGAGAAGCAUUCGAGGAGAUGUUUUCUGACACAGAAGUGUACCCUGACCUCCUGGAACUCGAGAUCAGCUUCUGCGAGAAUGUCACCGACUUUGUGGUCGGAUCCAUCUUCCGAAGCUGCCCCAAGCUGAAGGAGCUGAAUGUGUUCGGCUGCAUGAAGGUAAAGGAGGUUCGCGUGCCCAAAGGGAAGAUCUUGGUCGGUGUUCCCAAUGCUGUGGGCAUGAUCAUCGAAGGCUCUGACAAUGAUUCCGUUCCCCAAGCUGGCAUGCCUUGCACUCGUUCUGACACUGCCAAUGACAAGAUCAACGGCGCGACGAAGCAAGAUUGAUUAGUUCAGCAUCGUCUGAGUUAUCAUGCGCUGCAUCGUAUACUCUGAGACUUUUGUCGCCUUCAUGUAAUUUACUGCAGGAGGAGUAUGUUUCUGGCUCAAUAACCGACCAGUUUUGCUACGGCAUGAAGGGUGGAUGGAGUCCGUUUACGCAUGGACGAGCGCGCAGUUGUAUUUGACUGCAACGUAGAUAGCAUGAAAUCCAUUGCCAAAUUGAACUGCUGGGCUAAUCGGUCACCAGAUGACAAGACGUAGGCGCGGCGAUUCCGAGAAGCCUGCGCUCCGAUGACUCCCAUGCCAGAAGCAGAGACGGAUACAACCACAUGUACGCAAGUUCAUCUACGAAAUACUGCAUGUUGUUCUGUUUGCAAUUCAGUAAGCAUGCAUUGGCGAUGGUGGCGAAAUUUCCUGGUUAUUUACUUUCGAGUUUUGUACUAUAUACAUAUAAGGGUAAAGACGGUGAAGAAGUAUAGCAUCUGUGUCUCCUGG
Molecule: messenger RNA, 2677 nt
Organism: Pseudomassariella vexata
Lineage: Eukaryota; Fungi; Ascomycota; Sordariomycetes; Amphisphaeriales; Pseudomassariaceae
Exons: 4
Coding region: 263-2188 (641 amino acids)
Biological process (GO): SCF-dependent proteasomal ubiquitin-dependent protein catabolic process
Cellular component (GO): SCF ubiquitin ligase complex
Molecular function (GO): protein binding
Source: RefSeq, a predicted model, not a curated record